AUGGCCAAUAUCCAGUUCUUCGACAGCCCCACAAUCCACGAUCUGCUCAUCAACCUUUCCCAAGAAGAGGCGAUCGGCUUUCGCGACAUCGUGGAGAAGACAUUCGAAGACGUCUCAGUCGGCGGCGAGCGCCAGUACCAGCCCAUGCCCAGUGUAUCCAACCGCGCAAAUGGCCAAAAUACUCUCUUUCGACCGUUCACAUCCGAUUCCAGCGUCGGGACCAAGAUCACCGUCCACGCCGCACCCAAUCCUGAUGGCACCAAGGAGCCCCUGCAUGGGACCAUCAUCUUAACGGACGGGAUAGGAAUUCCAACCGCAGUUCUGGGUUCAGAAGAAAUAACCGGCUACCGGACAUCCAUGAACGUCAUGGUCCCAUUCUCAUGGCGGAAGCAUGUCAACAACAUCGUCAUCUUCGGAGGCGGCCUUCAAGCCCUCUGGCACACGCGACUGAUUCUGACUCUUCGCGGCGAAGAAGUAAACAAAAUCACAUAUGUCAACACCAGCAAGGACCGGGUUGAUAACUUGAUCACAACUAUUAACAAAGAGAAACAAGAUCGCUGGAGCACCAAUGCCUCCUUCCAUUUCCUUCAUACCACGUCGUCAAAUUACCAGGGCGACCUCGAGGCUUUCCUCAAAACGGCAGACGCAGUAUUCUGCACGACACCGUCUAAGAAGCCGUUAAUUCCUGCCAGGUACCUUACCCAGGGCAGAAUACGCCAGCCCUUCAUCUCGGCUAUUGGGUCGUGGCUGCCGGAGAUGUGGGAACUCGACCAUGGACUGUUACAUCAUGCUAUUUCCGCCGGGGAUGGGUAUAACCCUGUCUCUGGGGAGAGUCGAGGCGUUGUGUUGACCGAUGACCGAGAUUUUGCGCUCCAGAACUGUGGGGAACUGGUCAGUAGUGGAAUCGCGGCCCAGGACGUGGUUGAGCUGGGUGAGAUCAUUUCUCUACAAAAGGAUAAGAGCUCGAGACAGAGGAUCGAGCAGACGAAUAGGUUCAUUUCCGAGGGAUUCGUUGCGUAUAAGAGUAUCGGUGUGAGUUUGACGGAUUUGACGGUCAGCAAUGGCAUUCUGGAGCUGCUUAAAAAUAAGAGGAAGGAGCACCUAUAG
Aspergillus puulaauensis is the source of this 1107-nucleotide messenger RNA. RefSeq lists its product as uncharacterized. Lineage: Eukaryota; Fungi; Ascomycota; Eurotiomycetes; Eurotiales; Aspergillaceae. The transcript has a single exon. The record is from RefSeq and is a predicted model, not a curated record. Gene Ontology annotation, cellular component: cytoplasm. Bases 1 to 1107 code for a protein of 368 amino acids.